GAAAGGUGCGUUGACCUUCGCGCCAACAUUACCCAGCCUUUGCGCCACCACGACAUCCGGCCGCAACGUUGACGCUGAAUUGUGCUUCACAGUACCUUCCAUUUGCAAUGCCGGGAUACGACUGCGCUCGAAUGGGGCGCUGAACAUGCUAUGCGAGGAGGACCGCAUACAGCUGCAGGGUCGCACCGCCCAGCAAGUUCGAAGCUGGAUAGCCUCCAAGACGCUCGCCAUGCGACUCUAUCUAUCGAAGCUACAACUCGUAUUCAAUUCGACUCUCCCCGUCAGCACGCUGCCGAACGAGAUUUUGGUCGAGAUCCUGUUCUUGCUUCGGCGCUAGACUACCGCAACACAUGGAUCACGAGGGCCAUGGGCGUAUGCCGGCACUGGAGGGACACCAUCGUGGAUGCACCUGUCUUGUGGUCCAAAAUCGAUCUGUCGGCGGGACCACGCCUCAUAACGCACUAUCUUACUCGCUCGAGCAACACAGGCCUCGCCUAUAUGUACCAGGGCCCAGGAGAGGGGAAAUAAUCGAGCAGCAUCGACUUCUCUAUGAUCACCCCCUUCUCGCUGCGCAUCAUUCGCGAAUCACGAAUAUCAUCUCUAUAUCAACAAUAACGCGACGAUGAGAUGAGUCACUGUGGAAAGAGCUAGACGUCCCGUUGCCGCUUUGUUUUCGUUGGAGCUGGAGACUUUAUGGUACUCGUGGACGCCGAGUCCUCUCCCC
Fomitopsis serialis is the source of this 724-nucleotide messenger RNA. RefSeq lists its product as uncharacterized. The coding region runs from base 151 to 528 and encodes 125 amino acids. The transcript has a single exon. The record is from RefSeq and is a predicted model, not a curated record. Lineage: Eukaryota; Fungi; Basidiomycota; Agaricomycetes; Polyporales; Fomitopsidaceae. Gene Ontology annotation, molecular function: protein binding.